GCCACGAGGUGUGAGUGGGGCUGUACGCACUUUCUUUUUCACUCCUGCUGACUGGAUCGGCCCAGCUCCCGAGCCGCUGUCCACAUGAUUUCCCCAGGACCUCUUGGGUCUUGGCAGCGGCCAUGGUGCCGCUGCUGCUGCUGGUAAUGUGUCAUGCGGUCGUGGCCCAAGUAGAGGAGGUGGCCUUCUCCAAUACUCUCACAGCAGCGGAUAUCAUCAGCCUCGGAGAUGAAGAUAAUGACAUGAUCGUUGGAGUGGCUGGCACCGACUAUCCGACUUACGCCCAAGUUCCUGACACUUCUUUCAGAUGCGAAGACCAGGUGUCACCUGGUUACUACUCCGACCCAGAAACCCAAUGUCAAGUGUUUCACAUUUGUGUGGCUUACCAAGAGCAGCAGCUGCGACAGUACUCUUUCCUCUGUCCUAACGGUACUAUCUUCAGCCAGCAAUACUUCGUAUGUGUUUGGUGGUACGACUUCGACUGUUCACUUGCUGUUUCCUUCUACGACACCAAUACAGAGAUUUUCGCUGAAUUCCCUGCUGCUGCCCCAUCUUCUGUCCAACGAGGCACUUCUCUACCUGCUGAGGGAGCACUCACGACAACUGGACUGCUUGAUUUGCGUGGUUCACAGUCUGGUGGCUUGACUGAUAAAGAUUCUGCAGCACCUAAAAGAUUACCAAAUUUGUCAUCAGAACAACCAAGAUUUUUAAGUCAACAGUCGGAUGUAUCUGGAGAGCAGCAAAGCGCAUCACAAGAUUUUGCAGGUGGAGUGGUCUCACCAUCAGAUAGCUUUGCCAGAGAGUUGCCUCAAAAUAACUUAGAAUCUCCCAAUUUUCAGAAAAAUACAGAGCAAAAUGCGAUUGGUGGUGAUCCUGGAGACAGUAAAAUCUCACAAAGAACAGACCAGAGCCAAACAAAAUUUGGUCCUGAGACUGGCUCACCUCAGGAACAACAGGAACGUGAUUUCACUCAAGUGCAAUCAGGAUUCGACUCUACUACAGGGCAAGCAGGAUUCGGAUUUCCUCAGAAUGAAGCAGGAUUCGAUAUAACUGAAGAGCAACAAAAAUAUGACACUAUUCAAGGACUUGACUCCACUCAAGGGCAAUCAGACCUUGACUUCAUUCAAAAUCAGCAAAAGUAUGACUCCACCCAAGGCCAAACAACAUAUGAUUCCAGUCAAGGACCAGCAGGAUUCGACUCCAUUCAAGGGCAAGAAGGAUUAGACUCCAUUCAAGGGCAAGUAGGAUUAGACUCCAUUCAAGGGCAGGUAGGAUUUGACUCCAUCCAAAGGCAAGAAGGAUUCGACUCCACUCAAGGGCAAGAAAAAUUGGAUUCCGUUCAAGAACAGACAGGAUUCGACUCCACUCAAGAGCAGACAGGAUUUGAUUCCACUCAAGGGCAGACAGGAUUCGAUUCCACUCAAGGGCAAACAAGAUUUGAUUCCACUCAAGAACAGACAGAAUUCGAUUCCACUCAAGGGCAAACAGGAUUCGGUACCACUCAAGGACAGACAGGAUUCGAUUCCACUCAAGGGCAAACAGGAUUUGAUUCCACUCAAGAGCAGAGAAGAUUCGAUUCCACUCAAGAGCAGAAAGAAUUCGACUCCACUCAAGGGCAGACAGAAUUUGACUCCACUCAAGGGCAGAUAGGAUUCGACUACACUCAAGGGCAGACAGGAUUUGAUUCCACUCAAGAGCAGAUAGGAUUCGACUCCACUCAAGGGCAGACAGGAUUCGGCUCUACUCAAGGGCAAACAGGAUUUGAUUCCACUCAAGAGCAGACAAGAUUCGAUUCCACACAAGAGCAGACAGGGUUUGAUUCCACUCAAGGGCAGGCAGGAUUCGAUUCCACUCAAGAGCAGACAGGAUUCGAUUCCACUCAAGAGCAGAAAGAAUUCGACUCCACUCAAGGGCAGACAGGAUUCGACUCCACUCAAGGGCAGAUAGGAUUCGACUCCACUCAAGGGCAGACAGGAUUCGAUUCCACUCUAGGGCAGACAGGAUUCGACUCCACUCAAGGGCAGACAGGAUUCGACUCCACUCAAGGGCAGACAGGAUUCGAUUCCACUCAAGGGCAGGCAGGAUUCGACUCCACUCAAGGGGAGACAGGAUUCGACUCCACUCAAAGGCAGACAGGAUACGAUUCCACUCAAAAGCAGACAGGAUUCGACUCCACUCAAGGGCAGACAGGAUUCGACUCCACUCAAGGGCAGACAGGAUUCGAUUCCACUCAAGGGCAGACAGGAUUCAACUCCCCUCAAGGACAAGCAGGAUUUGGCUCCACUCAAGGGCAGGCAGAAUUCGAUUCCACUCAUGAGCAGAAAGGAUUCGACUCCACUCAAGGGCAGACAGGAUUCGACUCUACUCAAGGGCAGACAGGAUUCGAUUCCACUCAAGGGCAGACAGGAUUCAACUCCCCUCAAGGACAAGCAGGAUUUGGCUCCACUCAAGGGCAGGCAGAAUUCGAUUCCACUCAAGAGCAGAAAGGAUUCGACUCCACUCAAGGGCAGACAGGAUUCGACUCCACUCAAGGGCAGACAAGAUUCGACUCCGCUCAAGGGCAGACAGGAUUCGACUCCACUCAAGGGCAGACAGGAUUCGACUCCACUCAAGGGCAGACAGGAUUCGAUUCCACUCAAGGGCAGGCAGGAUUCGACUCUACUCAAGGGGAGACAGGAUUCGACUCCACUCAAGGGCAGACAGGAAUCGAUUCCACACAAGUGCAGACAGGAUACGAUUCCACUCAAGAGCAGACAGGAUUCGAUUCCACUCAAGGGCAGACAGGAUUCGACUCCACUCAAGGGCAGACAGGAUUCGACUCCACUCAAGGGCAGACAGGAUUCGAUUCCACUCAAGGGCAGACAGGAUUCGACUCCAAUCAAGGGCAGACAGGAUUCGACUCCAGUCAAGGGCAGACAGGAUUCGAUUCCACUCAAGGGCAGGCAGGAUUCGACUCCACUCAAGGGGAGACAGGAUUGGACUCCACUCAAGGGCAGACAGGAUUCGAUUCCACUCAAGGGCAGGCAGGAUUCGACUCCACUCAAGGGCAGACAGGAUUCGACUCCGCUCAAGGGCAGACAGGAUUCGACUCCAAUCAAGGGCAGACAGGAUUCGACUCCAGUCAAGGGCAGACAGGAUUCGAUUCCACUCAAGGGCAGGCAGGAUUCGACUCCACUCAAGGGGAGACAGGAUUGGACUCCACUCAAGGGCAGACAGGAAUCGAUUCCACUCAAGGGCAGACAGGAUACGAUUCCACUCAAGAGCAGACAGGAUUCGACUCCACUCAAGGGCAGACAGGAUUCGACUCCACUCAAGGGCAGACAGGAUUCGAUUCCACUCAAGGCAGACAGGAUACGAUUCCACUCAAGGCCAGACAGGAUUCGAUUCCACUCAAGGGCAGACAGGAUUCAACUCCCCUCAAGGACAAGCAGGAUUUGGCUCCACUCAAGGGCAGGCAGAAUUCGAUUCCACUCAAGAGCAGAAAGGAUUCGACUCCACUCAAGGGCAGACAGGAUUCGACUCCACUCAAGGGCAGACAGGAUUCGACUCCGCUCAAGGGCAGACAGGAUUCGAUUCCACUCAAGGGCAGACAGGACUCGACUCCACUCAAGGGCAGACAGGAUUUGACUCCACUCAAGGGCAGACAGGAUUCGACUCCACUCAAGGACAGGCAGGAUUUGGCUCCACUCAAGGGCAGACAGGAUUCGACUCCACUCAAGGGCAGACAGGAUUCGACUCCACUCAAGGACAGGCAGGAUUUGGACUCCACUCAAGGGCAGACAGGAUUCGACUCCACUCAAGGGCAGACAGGAUUCGACUCCACUCAAGGACAGGCAGGAUUUGGCUCCACUCAAGGGCAGAUAGGAUUCGACUCCACUCAAGGGCAGACAGGAUUCGACUCCACUCAAGGGCAGACAGGAUUCGACUCCACUCAAGGGCAAACAGGAUUCGACUCCACUCAAGGGCAGACAGCAUUCGAUUCUCCUCAAGGACAGGCAGGAUUUGGCUCCACUCAAGGGCAGACAGCAUUAGACUCCACUCAAGGACAGGCAGAAUUUGGCUCCACUCAAGGGCAGACAGAAUUCGACUCCACUCAAGGGCAGACAGGAUUCUACUCCACUCAAGGACAAGCAGGAUUUGGUUCCACUCAAGGACAGACAGAAUUCGACUCCACUCAAGGGCAGACAAGAUUCGACUCCACUCAAGGGCAGACAGGAUUCGAUAUCACUUAUGGGCAGGCAGAAUUCAAUUCCUCUCAAGGACAAGCAGGAUUCGACUCCUCUCAAGGACAAGCAGGAAUUGACUCUUCUCCAGGGCAGGCAGGAAUUGACUCCACUCAAGGACAACAAGAGUAUGAUUCAACUCAAGGACUUGGAUUUAGUUCCAUCCAAGGACAGGUUGAAUUCGGUUCUACUCAAGGACAAACCAGUAUCGAUUCCACUGAAGGACAAACAAGACUUGAUUCCAAUCAAAGAGAAACAGGAAAUCAAGGACAAGCAAAGUUUGAUUCUAAUCAAGAACAAAUAGGAUUCGAUUCCACUGAAGGUCAAAUAGGAUUUGAUUCUGCGGUAGGACAAUUGGGAUUCCAUUCCAGCCAAGGAAAAUUAGAAUUACACUCAAAUCAAGAAGAAGCAGAAAUCGAUUUCACCCUAGGGCAAAAAGACUAUAGCUCAACUCAAAGAGAAAUGAAAUUUGAUUCCAUUCAGGGAAAAACAAAAGUUGAUUCCACUCAAAGUCAACCAGAUUAUCGUUCUAGUCAAGGACAACAGGAAUAUGCUAGCUCUACUCAAGGACAAACAGGAUUUGAUUCUGUUCAACAACAAAAAGAAUUUGAUUCCACUCAAGGACAAACUGAAUUCGAUUCCAUCCAUACACAAAUAAGAUUCGAUUCCACACAAGGACAAACAGGUUUUGACUCCAUCCAAGAGCAAACAGGAUUCGAUUCUGCUCAAGGACAGCCCCUAUUUGAAUCUUCGAAAGUGCAAAUAGGACACCACACAACUAAACAGCAAACAGGACUUGUCUCCACUACAGAACAAACAAAAUUUGACUCAUCUCAAAGAGAAGGAUUCGAGUCUGAGUAUAAUCAAGCAGGAUACGAUUCUAUUAAAGGGCAAGUUGACUUUGUUGCUAUACAAGGACAAGAAAUGACUGAAUCUGCUCAAAAUCAACCAGAUCUUGCUUCUAAACAAGAGCAAAAGGAAUUCAGUUUCACACAAGACCAAGUGGUAUUGGACACCACUCAAAGAAAACAUGGAUCUGACUUUUCUCGAGAACCAGAAGAAUAUGAAUUAAUUAAAGGGCAAACAGAAUUUGAUUCUCCUCAGACACAAUCUAAAUUCGACACUAAUCAAGUAGGAUUCGACUCUACUCAAGAACAAUCACUUGACACAAACCAAAGUCAAGCAGGAAUUGGCUCUACAAAUUACCAAGGACUCAGCUUCACUUCAGAACCUGGCUCCAUUAGAGGGCAAGAGCUUGAUCCCACCCAAGGCCAGUCAGGAUUGAGCACCAUUAAAGAGCAGACAGGAUUCGAUUCAGUUCAAGGAGAAGCAGAAUUCAACACCAAUCAGAAACAAGAAAGUCACGGACAAGGAAUAUUCGGCUCCACUCCAGCACAAGAAGAAUAUAACUAUACUAAGGGACAAGAAUUUGAUUUUACUCAAGGGCAACAAGGACAAGGAUUUGACUCCACUCAGGGACAAGAAUUCGAUAUCGCUCAAAAACAAGGAUUAGACUCCACUCAAGGACAAGGAUUCGAUUCCAUUCAAGGACAAGGAUUCGACUUCGCUCAAGGACAACGAUUUGAUGUCACUCAAGAACAAGGAUUCGACGUCACUCAAGGACAAGGAUUCGACUCCACUCAAGGACAAGGAUUCGAUUCUACUCAAGGACAAGGAUUUGAUUCCACUCAAGGACAAAGAUUCGAUAACACUCUAGGACAAGGAUUCGAUGUCAUUCAAGAACAAGGAUUCGACAUUAAUCAAGGACAAGGAUUCAACAUCAAUCAAGGACAAGGAUUCGAUCUCAUUCAAGGACAAGUACUCGAUUCCACUCAAGGACAAAGAUUCGACGUCACCCAAGGACAAGGAUUCAACAUCACUCAGGGACAAACAGGAAUUGAUUCCACUAAAGGACAAACAAAAUCGGAUUCCCUUCAGCUCCUUGGACGUUUUGAUUCCAUUCAAGGACAAGCGGGAUAUGAUGGCACUCAAGAGCAAGUGGAAUUUGAUUCUAUUCAUGGGGAGGCCGGUUACGACUCCACUCAAGAGAUAACAGGAUUUGAUUCUAGUCAAAAGCAAACAGAAAUUGGUUCUUUUCAAAGCCAAGCAGAAUUUGCUGUUUCUCAAGGGCAAACAGCAAUCGACUCUGUCCAAGGUGAGAGGGAACUUGGUUCAACUGAAAAUAAAAAACAUGGCACAAAUAAGAUUCUAGAAGGAAAAGACGAUUUCUUGCUAAUAUCUGAGCAGGAUGGAACUAGAGUAGAAUUUAGCCAGUUGAGUCCUGGUGAGACACCUGACCAAGCACAAGGAAUAUUGGGAUCUAUUGCAAAUCAAGCUCUGUCCUCCUUCCAUUCUGAUCAAUCUGAAAAUGUAAACACAGAUUCUAAGUUGGCAGGGAAAGAGGAUAUGAGUCAAUUCGUGGUUAGUGAAGAUCAACAAACACAGCGACAAGAAGGGGAAGGAUACAGCUACCCUGUACCUACCACGAAUCUUUCACCUGAGAGAAACAAUGUGCAGUCAUAUACCUUCGACAAGCCAGUGAACGUGAGGAGUGAAAUUGAUGUUGAGCGCCAAGCUCUUCCUAACGACGACAAACAAUAUGAAAAUGAUGUUUUGCUAAUAGUUGGUCCAGAUGCAGGGAGCCAGCAAGUAGUUUCCAACACUGGACCUCACGACAGCACCAUCGUCACCAUCCAUGACACCUCUGCCUCUGGCACCCUUGGUACUACCUCCACUCUCCUUCAAGACACCUUAACAACAACUCAUCAUGACACUCUAUCCACAGGUCAUAGCGCCAUUCCCUGUCCUCAUGACACUACCAGCAACACUCAUCUGCAAAACACUGCCACUAGCACCCAAGACACAGUCAGUGGUGUCCUAGACAUCAAUACCGCUACAAUAGACACUCUUGGACCCAUUGAUGUGCACACUCCAACUAACAGCUUGGUAGGGGAGGGAAACGUACUUCGGAAUGAAGGGCUUCUGAUACGGACUCAGCUUGAUAGUCAGGAUCAGAUAAGUCAGAUUAUGCAAAAUCAGGCCAGUCAUGGAGAAGUAAGACAAAGCGAAAACAUUCAGGACACACUUGGUCAAACUCAAAACAUUCAAAGUGAGCUUCCUAGUUUACUAGGCAACUAUGAUUCUCUAAGUUCUUUGGCUCCUCAUACUAAUCUAGAUAUUGCAAACCAAGACCAUGUAGAAGCACACAAUAAACAGAACCAAAACUUUUCAGAUCAAGGACAUACAUUCAACAGUCAGAAAAACCAAAGACAUUUCUUACCAGUCCAGAGUCAGGGCCAGGAACAAACACACAACACUCAAAGUCAAGGGCAGUUCUUACUUGAGCAGGAACAGUCACACAGCGGUCAGUUUCAGCUUCUAAUAGGGCAGAAACAAACACAGACCGGCCAGGGGCAACUUCUAAUAGAGCAAGAACAGACAAACAACGAUCAGGGACAGCUUCAAAGAGGGCAGAAAAAGACAAACAGCGGUCAGGAGCAGUUCUCAAUAGGACAGCAGCAGGCACACAGCGGUCAAGAGCAGCCCCUAACAGGACAGCAACAGACACACAGCGGUCAGGGACAGCUCCUAACAGAACAACAACAGACACACAGCGGUCAGGGGCAGCUCCUAACACAACAGCAACAGACACACAACGGUCAAGGGCAGCUCCUAACAGGACAGCAACAGUCACAUAGCGGUCAGGGGCAGCUCCUAAUAGAACAGCAACAGACACACAGUGGUCAGGGACAGCUUCUAACAGAACAACAACAGACACACAGCGGUCAGGGGCAACUCCUAACAGGACAGCAACAAACACACAGUGGUCAGGGACAGCUCCUAACGGGACAGCAACAGACACACAGUGGUCUGGGACAACUCCUAACAGGACAGAAACAGACACACAGCGGUCAGGGGCAGCUCCUAACAGGACAGCAACAGACAUACAGCGGUCAGGGGCAGCUUCUAACAGAACAGCAACAGAUACACAGCGGUCAGGUGCAGCUCCUAACAGAACAGCAACAGACACAUAGCGGUCAGGGGCAGCUUUCAACAGGACAGCAACAAAUAUACAGCAGUCAGGGACAAAUAGGUAACAAUCUGAGACAGAUUGUAAAUAGUCAGGGAAAAACACACAUCAACGAGAAUAAAGCACUUGGCAAUCAAGAGCAGCUUGUAUCAAAUCAGGGACCAAGAGAACAAAUACCUAUCAAACAAGGUCAGCUUGUAACAACUCAAGCACUAAAUGAGCAAGUAUUUCAGAAACAAGAACAGUUUGUAACAGGUCAGGGGGAAACAGAACAAACAGAUAGUCAUGGACAAACUCUUGAACUUGUAAAAGAUAUUCCAGCAGCGGAAGGACAAACAAGCAGCAUCCAAGGACAGCUUGUAGCACAGGGAGAAGUACACCGCAAUCAGGAACAAGUGUUGACCAGUAGUGUCAACCGAGUCAGCAGUCAGGAGAGACUAGGGGGUUAUUCCUACACCAGUCCUGUACAGAACAGUGAAGGGUCAGAUUCCCUUGCAGAUAGUGAUACAAACAGUCUUCCAACCGGAAGUGACAGCAACUCUCUUAAUAAUUUUCUAAUCUCGCUGGAGUUCACACCACCAACGAAGGAGUAUCUUCCACCUGGUAACAGCGAUGGAGACUCCCAGGAUGUGUUGUUUGUAACUAGUGAUCCGCUGACAAGUACCGUACAACUGCCUGGAUUACCGGCCUCCAACAGUACUGCCCUCACUGUACUAGGUGCCACUCUGCAGCAACAGCAGCAGCAACAACAAGAACAACAGCAACAACAACAACAACAACAACAACAACAACAACAACAACAACAACAACAACAACAACAACAAACAGUGUUUAGUCUUCCAAGUCAACAAAAUGUGGUUCCGCCCAUCGACCUGCAGGCCCUGCUGUUUGGUUACCUACCUCCUUCAAAGGAAGACAAGCACAUUGGCUCCGCUGCUUCCUUGUCCUCCUCCUCCUCCUCCUCCUCAUCAUCAUCAUCAUCAUCAUCAUCAUCAUCAUUAUCAUCAUCGUCGUCGUCGUCUUCCUCGUCGUCGUUCUCCACACCGAUUUCUGCUUUAGGCGAUUCCACAUCAACUUUUUCAUCUUCACCGUCUAAAUCAUCUAACUCCCUCAGUUCUUCAGCGAUCCUAAAAUUCCGAGGUUCUUCAAUAGCUUCAAGCUUACCAACAGCAGUACCAGGCUUAUCCAGCUCGUCUACAGAGGGUUUUGGUUCCUCUACAUUAGGAAUCUCAAACUUUCUCACUUCUUCCAUGGGAGCACCACGCUCGCCAGUCUCUCUUGCAAGAAGUUCUAGACCCUCCAGUUCUCCAGGAACUUCCAAUUUCUUUAGCUCUUCCUCAGCAGCCUCAAAAGCGCACAACCCUUCAGGGGGAUCGAGCUUCACUUCUUCAAGAUAUUCACACUUCCUUAGUACUAACUCUGGAUCGCCGCGUGUACCACAAUCUUUGGGAGAUUCUCGUUUCUCCACCUCUUCAAAAACUUCGAACUUCUUUUCUUCUUCAUCGGAUACCUCAAGUUACUCCAAUCUUCCAGGAUCUACUAGUAUCACAGUGCCAUUGUCGUCGUCUCCACGUCUCCCCACUGAUCAGUCAGUCUAUCCUGGUGCGGGUGCAAAACCAUCACCGUCGUCAUCAUUUAUCAUCUCUCCAGGCGUACUGUCAUCAUCAGUAUUAAUGUCACCACGGCCCAUGGCUGCACCUUCACUCCACACAACCACACGAGGCUUUACUAGAAAUGGCGCAGAUAGUAAAGCUGUAGAAGUCAUGGCGGCGCCUUUAGAGAAGCACUAUUCUCGUAUAGGAGCAGAGAGCCUUCGAAACACUCGGAACAUUAAGAACAAGAUUUAUGUUACACCAUUGCCUUCGGUAGCGUUCCGUCCUCGCCAUUCGUCUCUACAACAUUCCACCACCAAUAGAAAAUUCAAACCUUCAGCGCAGGUUUUUUCCAGCAUGAACCCUCAAGAGUUUAGACCCAAAACGCCACCAAAUUCUUACGGACGAAUAUUUUUCCCAUCUUCUGGUAUUAACUCCCAAUCCCAAUAUAAUCGCAGGGUUUUAUGGAAGUCCCAUGCAGGAAAACAAACAUAAUACUAACUAACUUUGUUCUCCUAUAUAAUGUUGCCAAUCCUUCGAGUAGUAUUAGUAUAAUUUUGUGUGACCGUGAUUAUCAACGCGAACUCAACGUGUAUAUUACUGUUAAUGUGUGAGACUUAACCCGGGCGAGGUGCUGAGCACUGCCUAGCUACCCAGUCUUUCACGGCGGAGUCCUUGUCUGACGUUACCGAAACUUUCUGUCUGUCCAUAAAUUAUUAGCCUUAAGGUGCUCUGACGGGCUCCCUCGUGGCGGGCCAGCGGGAGCCUGGCAGUGUGUGUGCGGGCGGCGCAGGCUCCCCCCGCGCUCCCCUGCUUCAUGUGUACUCCUUUAUCAGUGUUGUGAAUUAAAACUUUUUUAUACGAAAA
This is a messenger RNA of Portunus trituberculatus (swimming crab), 10712 nucleotides long. RefSeq names its product filaggrin-like. The transcript has 6 exons. Gene Ontology annotation, molecular function: chitin binding. The coding region runs from base 123 to 10340 and encodes 3405 amino acids. Gene Ontology annotation, cellular component: extracellular region. Lineage: Eukaryota; Metazoa; Arthropoda; Malacostraca; Decapoda; Portunidae. The record is from RefSeq and is a predicted model, not a curated record.